Dromaius novaehollandiae (emu) is the source of this 4570-nucleotide messenger RNA. It is a transcript of the gene EFCC1, whose product is annotated as EF-hand and coiled-coil domain containing 1. The coding region runs from base 85 to 2013 and encodes 642 amino acids. The transcript is spliced from 8 exons. Gene Ontology annotation, molecular function: calcium ion binding. The record is from RefSeq and is a predicted model, not a curated record. Lineage: Eukaryota; Metazoa; Chordata; Aves; Casuariiformes; Dromaiidae.
CGGGGCGGAGGGAGGGAGCGGGCGCUGCGGCGGCGGCGGCGGCGGCGGCGGCGGGGGAAGCAUGGUCGGCGGCGGGCGGGCGCGAUGGAGCCGCCCGAGGGCUGGGACCCCUACCGCCGGCCGGCCCGCCGGACCCAGUGGCUGGUGAGCGCCCUGGCCUACCACUACGGGCUGGACCGCGGCGUGGAGAACGAGAUCGUGGUGCUGGCCACGGGGCUGGACCAGUACCUGCAGGAGAUCUUCCACCACCUGGACUGCGCCGGCGAGGGCAGGAUCCCCGGCGAGGACUUCCGCACGCUGUGCCAGGUGCUGGGGCUGGAGGAGGCGGCGGCGGCCGACCCGGAGGAGUGCGCGGGGCUGUGCGAGGGGCUCUCGGCCGAGCUCACCUUCCGCCAGUUCCACGCGCGCCUCUGCGGCUACUUCAGCACCCAGGCGGGCCGCGCCGCCCCGCGCCGCGCCGUGCCGCGCCUGCCGCUGGGCGCCGAGAGCGAGCACAUCGAGACGCAGAUCCGCCUGCGCAGCCCGCUGCGGCGCCGCCGCCCGCCCCCCGGCCCGGGCCCCGGCCCCGGCCCCGGCCCCGGCCCCGGCCCCGGCUCCGGGCGCGGCGCGCAGGCGGCGGCGGGGCGGCGGGCGGCCGGGCCCUGCUCGCGCGAGUGCUACGAGGAGGUGGUGGCGCUGGAGCAGGCCGAGGACCGCAUCGCCAAGCUGGAGGAGGAGAACGGCAGCCUGCGGGAGCUGGUGGAGGACAUGCGGGCCGCCCUGCAGAGCAGCGACGCCCGCUGCCUCGCCCUGCAGGUAGGACUGCGGAAGAGCCAUGCUAACCAUAAGGAAGAGGGGACCUGUUUUAUAGGGAGUAAAAGACUGAUAACACAGAACCACCCCCAGACCAAGUGCCUUCAAAGCGUCCUGAAGGAAGUGGAGCUCAUCCGGAGCUCCAGGGAUGGACAAAUUGAAGAAGCAAUUAAGUUCAAUCAGGAAUUGGAAAGAGAGCUGAAGAGCUCUCAGGAAGCUCUAGUCAACCUGGAAGACUGCAACCGUAACCUGAAGAGGGAACAAGCAGAAAUGAGGAAGAAGGUUGAAGAAGCAAGACAUGCGGUCCUUAACAGUCUUGGCAAAGUGAAGGAGCUAGAAGUGAAAGCUAACGAAGUGCCACAUUUGCAAAUAUACAUUGAGCAGCUAGAAUCAGAACUGCAGCAUUAUAGAUCAGAAACCGCGAAAUUUCAGCCUCCUUCAAAAAGCAGCCCAGAGCAGAAAGAAGGAACAGCUUUACUGGAUGGAAGAUACUGCUUAUCUGCUGUGCAGCAAGAUCGAAGAUCUCCCACUGGUGGAGCUGGGAUUUCAGAAAAUGCGGAGGAUCAGAUGUUCCGAUCGGUGGAGGGCCAGGCCGCCUCCGACGAAGAGGAGGAGAAGUGGACAGGAGACCAGCAGUCCCAAGUGGCCGAAGUGAAGAAAAUACUUGCCAAGCUCCCUUGUUGUGGCACUGGAUGUGAUGAAAAAAUGCGGAAAAAGCUGAUAUCUUAUUUUGGCACCACCAAAACUGAAAACUAUCAAACAGCCUCUGUGGAGCUAGCAGAGAGACUCACGCAGCUCACUGAACAGCUUGAGCUCAAAGGGCAUGAAGUGAAAAAACUGGAAACAAAUACGGAAGAGAUGAAAGGCCCAUUGCUAGGUGAACUGCAGCAAAAGGUGGAGGAGACUGAAUUGUUGAAGAUGGAGCUACAGAUGUUGGAGACUGAGAGAGUCAGGCUGUCACUGGUGGAAGAAAAGUUCAUGGAUGUUUUACAGCUUCUUCAACAACUUCGAGACCUGAAUAUAUCUAAGCGAGCCCUGGGGAAAAUCUUGCUGAGCACUUUGGAAUCCUGCCGUGACCCCCAAAAUGGAAAAGCCCACCUUUUUGAAGUCCUAGAUACUCUUUACCAUGGGCUGACUGCCUGCGAACUCUUACAAAGCCAGCCUCUGGAGCAGGCGCAGAAUCGCCGGUCCUUGUCUAACCCGCUGGUCAUCUCGUGCUGAGCAACAGUGCCAACGACAGCCCCUCGCAGCUCGUCAAACAACAGCCACCGCUCAUUCAAACAACUGACGAAUGAAGAAGAUUUGUCAAAUUCAAAGGAGCUCAGUAAUGGAGAAGAGUAGUAGAAUAAUUAAGCCACAAAAUCAAAGGUAUGCUGCUUCUGGGAAGAGCGCUAAUUCCUCAGCUAACUCCAAAGUCAUCCCUUGUUCACGUGAUGUGAGGAUUACUCACCAAUGCCCAUCUCUGACAGAAGCCUAACCAGCCUUACGUUUUGGCCCUGUAACUGAACUGGCUACACAAAUAAGAAGUAUUCCAAUUACACUGACCUGACCAAUUUAGAUUUACAGCCCUGGUUAUACAGUAGCUGGCAACAACUUUUAGCUUUUGUGUUAACUGAAUCAUUUUAUUCAAAAGCAAAAGACAGCCUUUCUAGCCACUGGCAAGUAAGCUGUGUUCUUAAUGCACAAGGGACAAAAUUACUGUAAUAUAAAGAUACACAUAUGAAUAUAGGCCAGUAGUGCAAGUUAAAGACUAUGUAUAAAAUGUAUGUUUGUAUGUUUAUAUAUGUGAAUACAAUUAUUGACCUUAUUUAACUCUAAAGUUAGAUUUAUCUUACUGUUCUGCUGAAUUUUGUAUUUGUAAUUAUAGAAACGCCUUAGAAAUUUGCAACUAUUCUUACUGAUGAUAGUCUUAAGAUUUUAUAUUAAAAGUUACAUUUAACUGCUUGAAAAACGCACAAAGCAAUCUUGUUUCCAGGCUCUCAGGGAAAGGAAGGACUGAAAAAUUCACUUUGCAACAGCUGCCAUCAUUGCAUUAGCAAAUGACACGUACAGUACAUGGUUUCGUUCUCCAUUUAAUUUUCCUCAGUGCAACUGUACAGACACAAAGAUAAGCCCCACCUGCAGACAAAUGGAAGUAAAAUGCUGGGCCUAAUCAUGGUGUCAUAUACCAUUUUAAUCAGCAAUAAAAUAAUUCCCUGGGGGCAAAAGUAAAAAACCCAAGUUGCUGCCAAGUUGCCUUUGCUGUUUCAUUCAACUAUCAAACAGAGAAAUUAAAGAAGCAGAGUUCUUAAAACACCCAGUUGAAUUUAUGUUAUUGAAAAGAUGUACUGUAGUUCUUCUAAAAAUGUGAAAUGAUUUGCCUGAGAUAAUGCCAGCAAUGGAAUAAGACCAUUCAAUUCAGAACUGUGUACAUAUGAUUUUUUUCCAUGAAAAUGUAUUUCAUACAGAAGAAGAAGUUCAUAUCGCAAUGCAAUUUGGGGAGUAGGGAGAUUUCUAUUCCUUUUUAUUCAUAAUUCACUGUAUAGCUCACAUAUGCCUCCCAUGCAAAACUGCACUACAUUACUUAACAUUUUGAAACAUGCUGGUAGCAAAAACAUGCAGUAGAUACUUUUGUUUUAGAGAAAAAAGUUGUUUUGUAAACAAUGGGCCAAACUCUGUUCAAUGGUGUUACUUGGGAUUUUUUCUGGUUUAACAUAGGAAGUUUAUAAAAAGAUAUAUAUUAGAUACAGAUAUGUAUUUUCAUUGCAGAUUUUUCAUCAAAAUAAUUUAGACAGGACAGAUAGACAUACUGUAAUAUUCACUCUAAAUAAGAAACCUGUAUACUAAUACUACAUAUAAUACAUAUGUAUUUUUAAGCAUAAUAUAAUGCAUAUAUAAAAUAAGCAUAAUAAUACUUAGUUUAUACUUAGCAAUAUACUAAUACUAAGAAAACUAUAUACUAAAUGUGCAACAGGUAAAAAUUACAUAAAAUGGGCAGAAGUUAAUUCCCUGUUUGGGUUUAUUUUCUAAGAAAGCAAGAGCAAUUAUCAGCUUAUGUUCGGUACAGCUCUCUUGGACUUUUCUAGGAAUAAUGUAUAUGUAUAAAGAGAGAAAAUGCCAGUAAAUCAUUAAGUAUGCAUGAUCUGUGUGUAUACUUGGCAGAAAAGACACUUCAGGAAUAGGAUUACAAUGCAAAUACAUACCUGAUUACGAGUUCCCUCAAGCACUACAGUAUUCUUUCAUGAUAUGAAUUAAUGUUACUUGUUGCAUACUCUCUCUCCAUAUACACAAGUAUUUGUAUAAUAUAUACACUUAUGUAUACAUUAGUAUUGCUAAUUGCAUACUUUUGGGAUCUUUUUUCUAAUAUCUUUCUAGAAAUAUUCCAGACUAUUAAGUGGACUUAUGUGCUAAUGACAAAAUGAGGGAGGCGCAAUAUAAUCCGAGUACUGCACAGCUUAUCCAAGCAGCAGUUGAGCUGCAGUUGGAAGGUGAAAAAUAUCACUGGAAACACUGGAUAUUUCUGGUGUUAAGGAAGAAGCAAACAGUUGAGAUUAAAGGAAGCUUUUGUGAAUAAAUAAAAAGCAGUUAACUGAUAGGAAGGACCAAAACUGUAUCUUGUUGAAUUAAGUUCAAGUACUGUAACAUUUUCUAUUUCUAUAAGAAAUGGCUACAAAUUAGAAUGAUUUUUGAUAUAUCAGCAUGUCCUCGAGUAAUGAAUUAUGGAGUAAGUCAGACCUGCUGUAUUUUCAUAAGAAAACUCUGCUCUUCAGGAUGGAUUAAUAAACAGCCAUUAGUCAAA